Morone saxatilis (striped sea-bass) is the source of this 1389-nucleotide messenger RNA. It is a transcript of the gene ccndx, whose product is annotated as cyclin Dx. NCBI's taxonomy places the organism in Eukaryota, Metazoa, Chordata, Actinopteri, Moronidae. Gene Ontology annotation, biological process: regulation of cyclin-dependent protein serine/threonine kinase activity; mitotic cell cycle phase transition; positive regulation of G1/S transition of mitotic cell cycle. The transcript is spliced from 4 exons. Bases 254 to 1216 code for a protein of 320 amino acids. The record is from RefSeq and is a predicted model, not a curated record. Gene Ontology annotation, molecular function: cyclin-dependent protein serine/threonine kinase regulator activity. Gene Ontology annotation, cellular component: cytoplasm; cyclin-dependent protein kinase holoenzyme complex; nucleus.
UUCCCAUCCCUCUGUGCCACUCCCUUUUUCUCUCUCCCUGCUGGGUAUAAAACUCAGAGACAAGAGUGGAGGAGUGAUAUUCAGCUGAGCACCACAGGAAGUCACAACUAUUUCAACAAGGACAAAGCUGCAGGGGUUUCCCAGCUUCCGGUUACCUGCACAACAUUCAACUUCCUCAGGUGACAGAGGGACACUAGCUGCUGCAUUUCUUUGGACAUAAACAAGUUUAUAUUUUACCCAGCAGGCUGUGCAAAUGGACAAAAGCAUGUCUGUGUCUCUGUGGUGUGAGGAGGUGGAGGAUGACCAGAGCCAGGAACAGAGCCAGACCGAGGCACAGGCCCAGGGACACAUCACAGGCUCGUCCCAGCUGCGAGCCGCCUGGGACCCCACUGUGUCUGGGCAUCGAGUGAUCCAGAGGCUGCUUCAUGUGGAGGAGAGGUACAUGCCCUCCCUGCUCUACAUCACCCUCAUCCAGCGGGAUCCAGAGCGCAGGGAGGAGCUCGCCAAAUGGGCCCUGGAGGUGUGCUGUGAAUGUGGCUGUGAUGAAGCAGUAUUCCCCCUGUCUGUCUCUCUGAUGGACAGGUUCCUGUCUGCCUCUUUGUCUAUACCUGUCUCACCGUACUGCCUGGCUGCUGGCUGCAUCCUCAUCGCCUCCAAACUUGCAGAGUGCGACAACGUCAACGCUGAUACUCUCUGUGCUGCAGCUGAAUACAGCUUUCAGCCUUCCAGCCUGCGGGAAAUGGAGCGUGUCAUCCUCGCCACCCUCCGGUGGGAUACAGCAGCAGUGACUCCACAGGACUUCCUCCCACAUUUUCUUGCCUCCGUGGUGGGGAGAGGAGAUGGAGACAGCAGUGACUCUGAGGGGGAGCUGCUCUCCACCACCCUGCGGCGGCACAGCGACACACUGGCUGCCAUGUGUGCCUGUGACUCCCGCUUUCUUGGAGCACCACCGUCACUUGUUGCUGCAGCAUCACUGAAUUGUGCCCUGCGAGGUCUGGGCAGCAAGGGCCCCACUCAGCUAGCUGUUUUGAGUGAAGCACUGGCGGAGCUCUGCCAGGCUGACGUGGUGAUGCUGCAGUGCUACAGCGAGAUGAUCGAAUAUGCCCUCCGACAGCGGCUGAGGAGUGGGCUUCAGCAGGGCCCCAUGGAGAAAGAUGAAGAGGUGGAGGACGAAAGGGCAGGGACACCUACUGACAUGAGAGACAUUGAUUUCUAAACGCUGACUCGACCAUUGCAUUGAACAUGUGAAUCAAUCAAAACUUCUCAAGCUAAUCAGUCAAACUGAUAUGAAUUGAUUGUGACCUCAAAAUGCUCCGACAUGUUUUUAUAUUUUGGAAUUAUUUUAUUGAGUGACUUGUUAAUUUAUUUUUUACUUUAUUUAUUGGUGAA